UUUAACGUUGUGACGGUGAGUAUAGCUGUGCUUGUUAGACCUUUUAAAAACACACAGCUCUUUUUCUGUUCCCCACGGAGCCACACAGCUAAAGGUGCACUUCAGCACAACUUUCGCUGUAGUCGACUUUUGCUUCCUGAAUAUCGGACCUCAUCCUGCUCUCUGUGUCUCUUUGCCUGAACGUACAACAGAUUGUACACAAUCAUCAUGGCGACCCAGGAUGGAAGUGAAGAAGUCAUAAUGGAAACUGACGCGAAGUCAAAAGAAGCGGAACCGCUGGGUGAAGAUGCGGAAAAGGCCGACGCAGAAACCACGUCUCACACAGACGCAGAAAACGCCACAACUCAGGACUCUAGUAUUAGCAACGGGGACGACGCCGACGCCGACGACAAGCGGGAGAUGGUGGACUUGAAGAUUAUCUGGAACAAGAAUAAAUACGAUCUGAAAAUUCCUGUCGAUAACACCGGAGCCAAACUAAAAGAGAGCAUCCACUCUCUCACUGGUCUUCCACCGGCAAUGCAGAAAGUGAUGUACAAAGGACUGCUUCCAGAGGACAAGACGCUACGUGAAAUAAAGAUUACAAAUGGUGCGAAAAUAAUGGUGGUAGGGUCUACAAUAAAUGAUGUAUUAGCUGUGAAUACACCCAAAGAGGUAAUUCAGCAGGAAGUUAAAGCCGAAGAAAACAAGAAAGAGCCUUUAUGCAGACAAAAGCAACACAGGAAAGUUUUGGACAAAGGUAAACCAGAUGACAUCAUGACCGCUGUUAAAGGAACAAAGGAACGAUUACCGACAGUGCCUUUAUCCGGAAUGUUUAACAAGUCCGGAGGAAAAGUUAGACUCACAUUCAAGCUGGAGCAGGAUCAGUUGUGGAUCGGAACAAAGGAGAGAACGGAGAAAGUCCCAAUGGGCUCCAUUAAAAACGUAGUGUCCGAACCCAUCGAAGACCAUGAGGACUAUCACAUGAUGGCUUUUCAGUUGGGUCCAACAGAAGCUUCUCAAUAUUGGGUCUACUGGGUGCCUGCACAGUUUGUCGAUGCAAUCAAAGACACAGUCCUUGGAAAAUGGCAGUAUUUCUAAUGUGCCUCUUUUUUUGACGUUGAACUGGGAUUGAGUGGAGAGCCAAUGAAAAAUGAAACUGGAGUCAACAGUGAGGCUUAAGGAACAUCUUGGAAUAUAUUGGAAGGAAACGGACAAAUGCCUGUGGACUAAUCAUAUUGUUUUUAGGUUAAAAGUGCACUAUGUGGCAGCAUAACAUUUCUCAGCCCUGUUGAUCAUUCAAGGUUUUCAGCAAAUCCAAGGGAAAAUGAUGAAACAAUUGUACAGAAAUUGCUAACACUUUUCUUCAGUUAUUCUUAAAGAAAUAAAACUUAUUUAAUGAAAUGAAUGCACUAGGGCAUUGUUGUUUGUAUCCAUAUAAACUUUGUCUACACUUAUGUUUGAUUCACUUUGUGUGGAACCAAAGUUUUACACAUUUGGACAAAGCAGGUCUUCCCAGUUUCUCUUUGCUAAACCGCCCAAACUCUGGCUAGUUUACUUUCAGGUCUUGCCACAAAGUGUGAAUUAGAUUGAAAUUUGGCUCCCAGGACGUUAACGUCUGUCUUUUACAGGGUCAUCUCUUGCUGAAAAAUUAGUUUUAAAAAAAGGAAAAAAAAGUAGUAGUUCCCUUGUAGGAUUUCUCUGUAUUUACCUUUACAAGCCUCCCAGGCCUGCUGUGAUGUGUAUGUUUGGCUUAUAUUAAACAUAGCUUUUAGUAUGAUGGCCAGGAUGCUUGAUCUUGGUCUCAGACGAUAGAACUAUCUUCUACUUUUCCCCCCAUGUAUCCCACAUGAAGUGCUUUAUUCAGCAGGAUGCCUCUGAAUGGAGGAAAUUAAACAAAACAUAUUAGACUAGUAUUCCAAACAGCCUUAUUUCACUUGUCAUUACUGGGGUGAGUAUGAAAAUGAUUUUCAUGAUUUGCAGAGUUAAUUGGUGGAUUAUUUUAAAACAGCAUGACAUUAAUUAGCAGCCUUGUAUCUUAAAACAAGAAGAUAUGGUUAAAGCAACUUCUGCUGAUUGUGUUUUUCUAAUUAGCUUCAUUUUGUUGUUAUUUUUCAUAACCGUAUUCUUCGAAUGGAAUUAACAGUAUUUCAACUUUAGUCAUCCCUAUAAUUUGCAGUUCACACCAGCAGUGAGAUUCAAGUUGCCAAAACUGAUGACAAAUAACACAAUGCAGUUAGAUAUGUUCCUAUUUCUCUAAACACAUGACAAAAAUGUUUUCCUGUACCAGAUGAAGUGUCCCCGGGGGAUAAUGUCAUGUGCAUUUUUUAGUCUCAUACCCAUUCUAAUAAAAACAAAUACAUUGAAGUGAGAAUCAACCAUGUAGUCAAAAUGUAAAGGCAUGGCUUUCAAAUCUUGUUCCCCUUUUAACUUUCAUGUCAUAAAUGUCAAAAGUUGAAAAAUUACCCGAGAGGACGGAACUGUAGAAAGUUUAAAAAAAAAAAAAAAAAA
This is a messenger RNA of Morone saxatilis (striped sea-bass), 2487 nucleotides long. RefSeq names its product ubiquitin family domain containing 1 (gene ubfd1). The transcript has 7 exons. Gene Ontology annotation, molecular function: RNA binding; cadherin binding. The record is from RefSeq and is a predicted model, not a curated record. Lineage: Eukaryota; Metazoa; Chordata; Actinopteri; Moronidae. The coding region runs from base 208 to 1077 and encodes 289 amino acids.